Molecule: messenger RNA, 1509 nt
Organism: Neltuma alba
Lineage: Eukaryota; Viridiplantae; Streptophyta; Magnoliopsida; Fabales; Fabaceae
Exons: 3
Coding region: 335-1165 (276 amino acids)
Molecular function (GO): catalytic activity
Source: RefSeq, a predicted model, not a curated record
AGGUCAGCUUAAAGCGAGCUCUUGAUGAACAGUGGGAAACAUCGAAAUCAAAGAAAGCUAAAGUAGGGAAUGAAGUCAGGUUCGAGAAAGCUGCGGAAAGGUCUCACAAUAAGGAGAAUGAAAGUCCUUUUGUGCUGGGAAAGAGCUCUCCUGUGUUGAAAAAAAACAGGAAAGGUAAGAAACUCUCAAUGACUACUGAUAGUAAUCUGGUGGAGGUACCGGUUGUGGGUGUUACAGUAUCAAAUAUUUUUGAAGGUUUAGACAAACAAGAUUCAUGCUGUGGUUCUUCUGUUGAAGGGCUUGGUGGUCAGCCUCUAAUGACCACCAAGUCGCCAUGAGUCUUUUAUGCUGGAACUGUCAGGGGUUGGGGUCUCCCCUGACAGGCAGAAACUUAAGGUUUCUGUAUAACAAGCACAGACCUGCUCUAGUUUUCCUCAUGGAGACUAGGGUCAAGACGGAUAAGGUAGAGAGAUGGCGUAGAAGACUGGACUUUCAGAAUAAAGUGUAUGUUGAGCCGAUUGGAAUUGGGGGUGGUCUAGCUGUUUGGUGGAAUGAUGAUAUUCAGCUGCAACUUAUUAAAGCUGAUAAGAAUAUAGUCCAUUUGAAGGUAGUAAAAGGUUUGGAAAUGGAUUCUGGAUUCUUAACUCUAAUCUAUGGGCCUCCUAGGAAACAAGACCGAGGUAGUUGGUGGAGAAGAUUGAGGGGUCUAGACCCAGGUGAAGCAGUGCCAUGGCUUUGCUGUGGUGAUUUUAAUGAUCUAAUGUUUGAUUUUGAGAAAGAAGGGGGAAAUACUAGAGGGUUGAAUUCUCUGGCUGAGUUCCAACACUUUAUGAUUCAGUGCAAUAUGGUGGAUCUGGGAUCUAAAGGCAUGGAGUUCACUUGGUCAAACAAAAGAGUCAAUGAGGCCCAUGUAAAAGAGCGACUUGAUCGUGCUGUUUGCAACACUGCAUGGAGGGAAAAACAUCAAAAUGCCCAGAGGGCUGCCUUUGAUUUGGGUAGCUUAAAGGCUCCAGGUCCUGAUGGUUUCCCUGGACUUUUUUAUCACCAUUCUUGGGAGGUUGUUGGCCCUCAAAUUUGCACAAUGCUACUGGCAAAGGUGGAACAGGUUAUGUCUUGCGUGACUCAGAGGGAAGGAUGGUGGACUUUGGUUGCAAAUCUUGUAUAGUUUCAUCGGCUUUCCAUGCUGAAGCCGUAGCUCUCCAUGAAGCAGUGUUUAAAGUAAAAGAUCGAGAUCUAGGCCGAGUGACUGUUGAGUCUGACUGCUUACCUCUAGUGAAUGCUGUUUUGGAUGACUCCCCGUGUCCUGAUUGGCAUGCUACAAUUUUGGUUUCUGAUUUACGAUUUCUGUUUCAUAACCACCGUUCCUUUACUUUAAAGUUUGCUCCUAGGACUUGUAAUUUGGCUGCAGAUUGGUUAGCCAAAGCUGGUUGCAAAGGGAUGUGCCCUAUAGGUUGGGACUUGUGUCCCCCAUCCCUUUUUUUAAGUUUGCUUUCUUUUGAUGCUGAGCAU